UUUUAACCGCUAAUCCAGGAUGUUAGUGUGUCGUCUAUUACAUGCAUCUAGCAAUGAUGUUUACAAUAAAUAUAGUAGGCUUUGUUAUUUUUCGUUGCAGUGACCAUGAACGAAACAACUAGAUGAACGUGGUAGAUGUUUAUUUUUCGCAUUGGUUGCGCUUUGCACGAGCAGUGGGUAUUGAAUGGUCACUGAUUGCUGUCCUCGGUUGGGAUUGCAGUUUGGCCUGACAGUGCUGCUAUUACAACCAUGUUUAUUUUUUCAUAACGAUGGCUGCGAGGGGUACCAUAUAAACUAAAUGACUGUCAGAAAUAUUGCCUCCAUUUGUAAUAUGGGCACCAAUGCCUCUGCUCUGGAGAAAGACAUUGGCCCAGAGCAGUUCCCCAUUAAUGAACACUACUUUGGAUUGGUCAAUUUUGGGAACACGUGUUACUGUAAUUCAGUGCUGCAGGCUCUGUAUUUCUGCCGGCCAUUCAGGGAGAAUGUGUUGGCAUAUAAAGUCCAACAGAAGAAGAAGGAGAACCUUCUCACCUGUCUGGCCGACCUCUUCCACAGUAUCGCCACGCAGAAGAAGAAGGUUGGCGUGAUCCCUCCCAAGAAGUUCAUCUCGCGUCUACGGAAGGAGAACGACCUGUUUGAUAACUACAUGCAGCAGGAUGCUCAUGAAUUCCUGAACUACCUGUUGAACACUGUGGCUGACAUCCUUCAAGAAGAGAAGAAACAGGAGAAGCUGAAUGGACGACUGAAGAACAACGGCACUGCCAUCACCACGGACACAGAGCCAGAACAGAACAAGAUCGAGCCCACCUGGGUUCACGAUAUCUUCCAGGGAACACUGACCAAUGAGACGCGCUGUCUCAACUGUGAGACGGUCAGUAGCAAGGAUGAAGACUUUCUGGAUCUGUCUGUAGAUGUUGAGCAGAACACUUCAAUAACACAUUGUCUCAGGGGCUUCAGUAAUACAGAGACCCUGUGCAGUGAAUAUAAAUACUACUGUGAGAUGUGCUGUAGCAAACAAGAGGCCCAGAAACGUAUGCGUGUGAAAAAGCUGCCCAUGAUCUUGGCUCUUCAUCUGAAGCGGUUUAAGUACAUGGAGCAGCUACAUCGGUACACUAAACUGAGCUAUCGUGUGGUGUUUCCACUGGAGCUUCGCCUCUUCAACACCUCCGUAGACGCUGUCAAUCUUGACCGCAUGUAUGACCUUGUCGCUGUUGUGGUCCACUGUGGCAGUGGCCCAAACAGAGGGCAUUACAUCACCAUUGUGAAGAGUCAUGGCUUCUGGCUGCUGUUUGAUGAUGACAUUGUAGAGAAAAUUGAUGCACAGGCAAUAGAGGAGUUCUACGGUUUGACCUCUGAUAUUUCCAAGAACUCAGAGUCGGGAUACAUCCUGUUUUAUCAGUCCAGAGAAUGAAGGAUUAGAUGGGGAAAGGGUAAGGGAGGAAAUUGAGAGAAGAAAUGGUCAGAAGGAAGGGUAUACAUAAAGAUAAAGGUUUUGACAUUCACUAGAUUCCUUUUCCACAUCCCUGCCCCUUUUACUCAGGGUCUCCAGCAGAGACUGAGUGCCAAAAGCCCUCUGUUACCCAUUUGCUAAUGCUACAUCUCCCAUUUAACCAAUCUCGCUGCACUGUGGGAAUAUAUAUCUUCAAAUCUGACCCUCACGUCAGUCACCUGCAUCUGGAAGGCACUUUAUAGACAAACAUAAUUAGUAACACAAAAGCAACACAACAAAAACCACAACAUAUUGAACUACAAUACUUGUGAAAACUUGAAGGAAUCAAAAAGCUACAAAAGGAGCAAUGGCAACAAUGCUUCUCAUAGACUGGAUUGAGUCCUGGUACUUUACCAUGAGUCACUGUUUCUGUCCAUUCUGUGCCCAGGAAAGUGCCUCUUACCCUUGGUAUUUGAAAACUAGGAAGAGGAUUUCACUCUCGAUCCCUUUCUUAAAGGUCAGGGAUCAGGGACCCCAUUUAGGGUCACUUUAGAGUUUUUGUACUGUGAUGCGCACCCAUUUGUCUCAUUCGUUCAACUUUUCAGACCCCUACCUACCCUCAGUUGCCAGCCAGUCAGCGCGUCCUUGUUCAGUCCUGGUUACUGAGCUGUAUGCACUGUGUUACAAUUAGCUUUGGAUUUAGGUAUGCUGAAUGAGAAUUUUGACACCGAGCUGUCUGUUACACAAGUGUUUGUGGGUGCAUUUCAUAUGCAAGGAUUUAAAUGCAUGCAUGAGUUAGUGGUCGACCUAUAUCGUUUUUUUUUAUUGCUGAUACCAAUAUCUAGAAUCUUGACAACAGAGGCAAAUAUAAUGGCAAGAAAAAUAAUACAGAUUAAAGGUUUUAUUCUACAUGGAGAGGGUCCAUGAGGGCUGCUAUGUUAGGAUCACAUGACCAGCCAGUGCUAGUCACUUAAUCUAUGUAAGCAGUAACAUGCUGAUAUUGGACACUUCCACUCAUGGAUUAAAUUAAUCAUGGCUGACUGUGAUUUUCUAUCAUUUCUAUUAUGGCAUUGAUAACUGAAAAUGAUUGCGUUUGAAUGAUGUCCAAGUCCACGAUGUUUAAUGAUAACAAAUAAGAUUUAAAUGUACACAUAUUUUACACAAUAUUUACAUAUGAAAAAAAAAAAUAGCAAAACAGAAAAUGUGCUUUGACAAGGCUGUUGGGGUGAUCAAUAAUAUCAGAAUUGCCAAAUAUCAGCCAACUAAUCAGCCUGGCUAAUGUAUCGGUCUAUUUUGUGUGUGUGUGUGUGUGUGUGUGUGUGUGUGUGUGUGUGUGUGUGUGUGUGUGUGUGUGUGUGUGUGCGUGCGUCUGCGUGUACGUGUGCGUGUGCCCGUGUCCGUAUAUAGACUAGACUUAUUCAAAAGUAGAAGCACUCGUGUAACCAAGUAGAGGGUUUGAAUUAACUGAAGUUGAUCCUGCCCCAUCACUUGAAAGAGAAAAUUAAAAGAAAGAGCUGUCCUGUUAAAGGCUUGUUCUCUUCCAGUAACAAAACUAAAGUGCAGAAACACUGCUUUCCUCUCACUCUUUGUACGUACUGCAUUAUUUUCUAACACUGGUGUGCAUUAGCAACCUUGCAGUCGGCUCGUCUUUAGUUUGUUAUGGUUUAGUUCAGUCUAGAUUUACUUCUGUGUGGUACAUCCAAUCUUGUGAGCUGAAACCUGCCUAGCCCAUCUGAUGUCUUCCCAGUUAGACAUCAGUUGUUGCUUUUGUCCUGUCCAAAUGAUAGUGUACAUGGCCACUGAACUGUCAGCUUUAUUUCCACCUUGAUAAUGUAGAAUACAGUUGGAUUCUAUCAAUGAUUGUUCUGUUUGUUAAAAACGCUUAACCUUAUUGUACAUUUCUGUAUUGGUCAGCAGUACAGUACAGUGGCUAGACUCAGGGUCAUCAAUAAAAUUCACUGGGACAAACUUGUUUCUAUGUGGGCCCCUUUCGACCCCAAUGAGUAGCUAUCUUCAUUCAGUAUUCUUACAUGCACUUUAAAAGUUCAAUUUCAGUCAGAAUAAAAUAAUAAUUAAUAUUUUGUAAUUGUCAUGUAAACCCUUUAGUCUAACUGAAAUUGUACGAGUUUGAUUUCUGCAAAGUCGGACUAAAAGACCUAGAUAAUGCGAUUGUAGCUUUGCCUUGUCCACAAUGUAUACACCUUAAACGGAUCACAAUAGGCUUCGUCAUUGCCAAAGUCCCUUUCAAGUCAAGUCAGUCUUCUUUGCUGCCAUCUUUGUAACGCUCCCGGGCUGCUAUUUUCCAAGGAUACGCAGCAUAAUAUUACAGAUCCUAUUUACUUCAAUUGGGAAACCAAAAUCUCCAAAAAGGUUGUUCAAGGUUAAUCAAAGUACAUUUAUGUUCAGCAAUAAAAUCUGACAGCAUCAGUAUCAUAAAUUGUGCUUCUUCAGCUCAGAUCAUGGAAAAAAUUAUAUUUUUCAGGCUGGUCCAGCUAAUGCGCAUGUUCUUGAAUUGGCUGACAGGCAAUAUAUGUAUCUAAAAGGUCAUUGGCUCAUUUAGCUGCAAGGCAGAACUUUUCUGCAUCCGCCACAUUUCAAUACAAUUAGUCCGUCUUGGGUUAAAUAGUGCAUGCUCAUAUGCUCCAAAAGAGAGAUGUGACACUCAACACGUAUUAACCCACCGUAUUUUCCUCUUCCUUCAAAUAUUCUAUUCCUUCGAGAAAUAUUCGACACAUUGGAUCAUGUUUGAACAGAUAGCAUAGACCGACUAUGCAAAAACCCACUGUCGCUCUAUUAUAAUUGUGCAUGUGAACACACUGACUAAGGAUCUUCAUGGGGCCCCUUAAUCACAGCGCCCAGGACAACAUUCCCGAUUGUCUCCCUCUCGCAGCACCUCUGAUGAGCUUCCUCUCUGUUAGUUUUUUAGAAGCAUUUUAUUUUAGCAUUGCUGUGAGGUCAUUUACAGUGAUCUGAGAAGUUUUGCAGUGUCUUAUUAUUUGGGUUUUGGUUGAAGAAAAUUUAAAUAAAAUGGCAGCAUCCCUGAGAUUACUGUAAUAUGCUUGCAAAAGCUCCGCUUCAAAGAAUCUGAUAUGGUGUUGCUGUUACUAUAAGAACAUGCGCACAAUUAUUUCAACUUUGUGAUAUGAAUGGCAUUUAUUUUAGAGGGCUUUUGCUAUUUAAGAUUAGUCUUCAUAUAGAGAAAGAAUUAUGGGAACUUUAUCAGAAACAUUAGGGAAACUUAAGCCUGACAAUUGAGGUUUUAAAUAAAUUUAAUAUUUUGAUAUGUUGUGGUUUUCAUUUUGUAAAUAGGUGAAAGAGAGUGGCUUAUACUGUCACAGAAGGGAGUUGCCCUCAGCAAGGUGCAAUACAGGGAAGUGAUGAACAUUCCAUGCUAUGAUCUCAUUUUACACUGAUGAUUCUACAAUUUAUUUUAACCAAGCUCUUGUCAUAGAAACACUAACAAACACUUGGUACACCCACCCAUUCAUUCAGUGUAUAGCUUUUUAAAGACCAUGCUGAUCUACCUUGUAUCAUAGAAUCACGCUACUAUACCUACAUUUUUGCAAAAUGAUAUUCAAGUGGCUUGUUGUAUGUUAGCGGCAGUUUCUGGUUAAAAUGGAUGCAAGAGCUACUAAAAUGACUUUUAUUCACUUUCACACAAGUAAAAGGGCAAACUAUAAUUUCAUAAACACUAACUAACAUUAAUUUGAUAUCUUAUGACAUCUAAACACUUUUACUGUAGCUCAUGACUUGUAAGGUGACAUUUCAACACAAUUGUUCAGUUGUUGAACUGAUGGAGCAUUGCACUUGCAGUGCAAAGGACCGGAGUACGAGUCCAGAAGAACACUCAACUUAACACUAAUUGAAAGUGUCAUAGAAGCACCACAAAAUUACAUGGUUGCUUCAGCAUUUGUGUUUUUAACCUCACAUUUGCUUUUUUCUGACACUAUCGGCUAGGUUUAGGAUAUGGAGGAAGAUUUUGUUGAUUUAAAAAUCUGUUUGCGAGAAUUUAUUUCUUAGCACCACUCAGUGGACAUUUCAGCUCAGAUCUGCUUUAAUAUGUUUAAGAAGCCAUGUAAUGUAUCAUUUUGUACAAAUGUUUUUUUUUUUCAUGAGAUCAAGUUUUUGUUUGAUUAAGGUGUGUUUAAUCAAUUUUGUUUUACCAUUUUAUUGUCUUUGAAAUGGUGUUCUGUGUAGAUGUAGCUCUCGACUGAAAUUCAUGAUUUGUUUGGGGGGUUUUGUCAAUUCACAGCACAUUCAGCACAGAUAUUUCAACAUAAAUGUAGAUUAUGAGGUUUGAAAAUAGGAGACAGGAAAACAAUUUGAUGUUUAAUGACGAUUCAUGGGGUAUCAAGAUAUUUGAUAUUCAUCCACAUAUGCUCAAGAGCCUGAUCUAGGUCUGCAUUACCUGUGAUUUCAAACUGCUCUAGCAUAUGGUUUGUUACAUUGUAACAACAUUGUAAUUAUAGGUUAAUGACACACUACAUGCAAUGUACAGCUUUGGAAAAAAUUAAGAGACCUCUGCAAAAUUAUCAGUUUCUCUGGAUUUACUAUUUAUAGAUGUGU
Molecule: messenger RNA, 5995 nt
Organism: Xyrauchen texanus (razorback sucker)
Lineage: Eukaryota; Metazoa; Chordata; Actinopteri; Cypriniformes; Catostomidae
Product: ubiquitin carboxyl-terminal hydrolase 46
Exons: 9
Coding region: 299-1411 (370 amino acids)
Biological process (GO): protein deubiquitination
Cellular component (GO): nucleus; cytosol
Molecular function (GO): cysteine-type deubiquitinase activity; cysteine-type endopeptidase activity
Source: RefSeq, a predicted model, not a curated record